Molecule: messenger RNA, 883 nt
Organism: Oncorhynchus mykiss (rainbow trout)
Lineage: Eukaryota; Metazoa; Chordata; Actinopteri; Salmoniformes; Salmonidae
Source: RefSeq, a predicted model, not a curated record
ACACUCGCAAAUUGUGAUCUAUGAACAGUUGUGAAAUGUUGUGAGAGGCCCUUCAGAAUGCACAUGAUAUGGUAUUUCAUGGCACUGUCUCACACCUUACCUCAUCUUGCAGAAGAAGCUCAUGGUCCACUAUCUGCUGCUCCAGAGUCAAGGCCAGGUGCCACACCAUGUCACCACGGAGCACAUGAGCGGCUGGCUGGUGUCUCAGGGCAAAAAAUCCCUUAGGGAGAGGGUGUGGAAGGAAACCCUGGAGGAGGGGAAUGACCUCGCUCGGCUGACCUGGGAAGUCAACACUUGCCUAAAAAUGAUAGACAUAGAGCACGAGGCUGUCUGCAAGCUCCGCCGCUCCUUGCACUCCACCUCGCCAGCUGACAUCGACCCUAAGGUCCACAGCAUUGUGGAAAGAGCAGUAAGGAGCAUUAUGGGCGAGCUGUCCAAUGAGCCCCGUAGCAACCUGCUCAGCCCAUCCCAGGUGGUUGUGGAGGUGGUGCCCAGGCUCCUCCUGGCCCUGUGGCUUCAGCCAAAGGAAGGCCAUUCAGGGCACCCAAUCCUAAUAAGCGGGAUGGCCGUGGGCAUGGUGGCGGCCGUAGUGGAGAAGCUCUCCAGCAUGUUAAAGGCCCCUUCUCCUCAAAUCCCUUUCUCCCGCGCUGCGGCUUUUGAAUCUGUCUGGUCAAUCCUCGGGAGAAUCAGUCAGUCCUUCUCCACGGAUGACCUCCAGAGCCCAUUUUAUGUGAGAUCUGUCUGUGCCUUUGUGGCUGACGAGGUACAGAGCUGCUUCCAGACCCCUGCAGCCACCUUACCAGUCCUCCCUGUCGUCGCCGCGGCCAUCUCCACCACACCUCCAGACAUCCUAGCAGGUGAGUAGCAAUGAUAGAGAGCACUC